AUGAGACUAUAUGACCUUGGGCAAAUACAGUUUUUAUUCGAAUUCUUCUGUUUUCUUUCUCCGCCCCGAUUUCGGCAUCAAUCUCGCCCACGAUUGGCUGACUUGGUGGUCUCCACUCGCCUGCAGUUGCGUCAGUUCCUGCUGGCCGUCUAUCUUGAACCGAUGCAGUUGAGACCCGCCUUCAUCUGGCAUUGGUCGGUGCAGGCGUUGAAACGAGUCGACUUGACGGCCGUGGUCGGCUGCACCACGCAGACCGGUCUCCUCAUUCGUGGCGAUUGUCUGAGUCCGUCUCCUCUUCCGUCC
This is a messenger RNA of Protopolystoma xenopodis, 303 nucleotides long. NCBI's taxonomy places the organism in Eukaryota, Metazoa, Platyhelminthes, Monogenea, Polystomatidea, Polystomatidae. The record is from the annotation of a GenBank genome assembly.